Molecule: messenger RNA, 2229 nt
Organism: Anastrepha obliqua
Lineage: Eukaryota; Metazoa; Arthropoda; Insecta; Diptera; Tephritidae
Gene: dap
Product: cyclin-dependent kinase inhibitor 1
Exons: 3
Coding region: 1298-2044 (248 amino acids)
Biological process (GO): regulation of cell cycle
Cellular component (GO): nucleus
Molecular function (GO): cyclin-dependent protein serine/threonine kinase inhibitor activity
Source: RefSeq, a predicted model, not a curated record
CCGCAAUACUCUCUUGUGUUUAUUUGUACGUAUGAGCAUCGCCUACAAACAGCGGAGUAUAGUGAAAAGAAAAGCACCACCACCACCACCGUGCAUGGCAGCGUAGUUCUUCUUGUGUGGAGUUUUUUUAUUUUUAUAAUAUUGGGUUGUCUUCUCUUGCUGGCAAUUGUGUGAACGAUUUUACGUUUGAUGAUGGCAAAGUAAAAAUUCGAAUUUGCUCUAGCUAUCAGUACGUCAAGAGCGUUCAGCGAGUACAAAUCAUUCGUUUACAAUUUACUAGUGAGCAGUCAAACGUAUGUACAUAUUUCGUUUGCAGUGAGUGUUGUGCAUAGAUUUUCGGACGUACUCGAAUUGAAAAAAUACUAAAUUCACAUUUAAAUAUAUAAACGAAUACACAAAUGCGUGUUAUUCAAUCAAAUUUUGAAGGAAAAUUUGUUUGGAAACCUUAUUGAAGUGCUUGAAAAGCUUUUGGUUAUAUUGACAAAGCCCAAAAGCAACGAGUAAACUUUUGACAUUUCGUGUUGUUGCUUAUUGAGUGUAGCGCACGUAAAUAAGAGCGAAAAGAGACGAAUUGGAGCUGCUGUGCAACUCGAACAAAAACCUGCCUAGUGGGGGCGAUUUAUUGAAUAUAUUGAACAAUUCUAUUUUUAUAAGUGACAAUUUUAAUAAACAAUCGAGUAAGUUGCGAAACAAAAAUAAGUGCAUUAUUAGGCAAACACCACAAAACUCAAGUGCCAACUGCUGCGGCCACCAGUGGGUGCAGGUUAGGUGGAGCAGGCUGCAACGAAACUGUACCCCAAAGUGAUUUGCACCACUUGAACACUGCUGUGUAGUGUAGUGUGUGUGGAAGAAUCAUUGUAUAAAAAACAAAAGUGGGGAAAUCAACAAGUUUUGGCGCGAAAACUUUUGACAAGUCCAAGUCUUUUGGUAUUGGAGACUGAAAAGCAGCAACAAACACAACGUGAUUGAGGGAAUCGAUGAAAAACACUGCUCGAAUAAAACAACGUCAUUGGCUAAGUGUUCAGCAGGAACUAUUUUUAUUAUUUUGAGUCGCUGUGCAUAAUUAAUACAAAAAAAAAACAGCAAACAAAAAGUGUUAAUUUCAAGGUUAAGUGUUGUUGCAAGCUUUUGUUGGCAUAAUAAAAAAACGCUUCAAGCAAACAAAAACAAAAAAAAAAAACAGGGCAAUAGAAUUGCAGAGACAAAGACCUUAGACAAUUGGAGGUGCAAGUAAUUAAAUUUCAGCAACGCAAUUUGAAUUUGUUUAUUAAGCGAGUUUCAUAAAGUACCUUAAGAGAUGACCGCUGCACGUGUCCUAAAUCCAGUAGUUUUGACCGAAUUCUGUAAACUGCGCGGCAGUCCAACCACAAUGGGACGCAAUUUGACUUGUAAUCGUCAAUUGAAUCGCAUAAAGCGUGAUCUCUUUGGACCAGCAAACCCAGUGGAAACAAAAAAAGAAUUCGCUGAGGAACUGGAUAAGCAUCAAGAGCGCGCUAUUAAAAAAUGGGGUUUUGACUUCCGCAACGGUUUGCCACUGCCCUCGAAUACACAAUUCGUUUGGGAGCGUAUCUCCUAUCAGGAAUCCACACACGCACCCGAAGUCUAUACGCUAACACGCGCCGCGCAUGUACGUCCCGCUCCCGUGGUGCCGUGCAGCGCCGAUUUGCUCAUGGACGAACGUGCAGAACGUGAAAAUUAUAUGAUGAACACAUCCACAUCGACCGACACAGAUUCCUGCGGUGACUAUGACUCACAGGAUGAGUCGUUAGUAUUUAAAGUACCGAAUACAGAGCGCUGUGGUGGUAGUAAGCGUGCGCAUGAUGAUAGUGCUGCUGGCAGAUUGUCAUUGCGCAAGCGACAACCGAAGAUUACAGAAUACAUGAAGGAGCGCAAACGCCUUGCCCAGACCCCGAAAAAGGUUUCACCCGCCAAGCGUACGCGCACCAGCUCGGGCAGCAGCAGCAGCCAAAGUCACAGCGCGCAUGCGUACAGCAUCAGUGCGCAUUUUUCGCUGCAACGAAAUCAUCUACAACGCAAUAAUUAAUGCAAUAUGACAUUGUUGCGAAUUUCCCAAACAGAAACAGCUAUAAAUACAUACAGAUAUAAAUGAUUAGUAUAUAAUUAACUAUAUACAAACGCACAUACAAAUGUUGUAUACUUAGUUUUAGCUACAACAAUAGCCUUAGUUACGCAUAAACGCAUAAAUAUAUAUAUUUUAGUGCAUAUAUA